This is a messenger RNA of Lutzomyia longipalpis, 11737 nucleotides long. RefSeq names its product complexin (gene cpx). The transcript has 6 exons. The record is from RefSeq and is a predicted model, not a curated record. Lineage: Eukaryota; Metazoa; Arthropoda; Insecta; Diptera; Psychodidae. Gene Ontology annotation, molecular function: syntaxin binding. The coding region runs from base 1246 to 1671 and encodes 141 amino acids. Gene Ontology annotation, cellular component: terminal bouton; SNARE complex. Gene Ontology annotation, biological process: regulation of neurotransmitter secretion; synaptic vesicle exocytosis; neurotransmitter transport.
GUGUGUGUGCUCCCUCAAAAUUGAGUAGCGAGGAAUUUUCUCGCCACGGUGAAAUUUCGGUGUUAGAAUUUCUGUGUGUUGCAGGGCUCCUAGUUUGAAGUAUCCUGCUAUUUUUUCCAUUUCUUCAGGAAUAUUAUCUGUGUUACGGAUAAUUGUUAAAGCCUACCUGUUAGGUGCAAUCUAUAUAUAUUUUGGUUGAGGACAAAAACGAAAAAUCUUUUUGGUGUGUGCAAUCAAUUUUGAAGUCCAUCGUUUCUCCUUUACGGAGGGGAGAAGCAAAUCUAUCCAUCUCAUUUGCUCUUUUGCACAAUUUCUCGUGGGGGGUAGUGUGCCUGCCUUUUUCCCACCCACCCACAAUUCCGAGGGCACGGUGAAACGUCAAAUACACGUCAAAAACACCUCAUUCGUCAAUUUUACUGUGAAAAAACAAACUGACAACGAUUUUUCCGUGUGUUCUGUGUGAAAAUUAUUUUUCUUUAUUCGUGCAUUGUGUAACGGACAAAACUAUUUUUUGAAAUUUCAUUUUGACACACAGCUGCGGUGCCGCCACCCAGAAACUGUGACGACACACUUUGGCUGACUGUGUGAGUGCAAUAUUGGAGCGAAGAAAACAACAAUUUUGUCUGUAUGUAUUAUGCUUUUCAUCGCUUUUGCGUAUUAAAUACAUUUAUAUGUGUGCGUUGUAAAAAUUGACAGAAGAAGUCAAAGAAAGAAAAAAAAAUUAAAGAAAUAUCAAAACACCGUUUGACACUUUUCUAACGAAAAAAUCCAUCUUUGGAGAAAUUUUCCUUCUGGUGUGUGCGUGCGGAGGAAAGUGUGUGAGAAAAGAAGGGAGAAAAGGAGAAGAGACUUUUGGGUAAAAAUUUCCCAUUCGUUUGGCAGUUAAGUUUCGUUUCGCCACCAUUUGUGCGCGCGUGCGUGAAUUACGUCAUUGGAGUGGUACACAUCGGUUUUCGGGAGUUGGCAGUUGUGAAUUGUACGUGAAACAGUCGAUUACCAACCAACAAUCCCGCCCGAAUAAAUCGAAUUGAAGGGUCUCGGCAACAGCCAUUCUUUCUUCUUCUCUGGCGGCCGCAGAGGCUCCCAAUUAAUCUCUCACGAGACACUUGUCACAUCACACGGUUCCUUUUCCUGUGGGCUAGGCUACAUUGCAAAAGAAGUGAGAAAGGUGGUGAUACUCAAUUAAUUUCCUGGAAAAAAGUCCCUUCACGGUAUCAAUAGAGAAGAACUUUUCCAUACAACAAGAUGGCAGCUUUUGUGGCGAAACAAAUGGUGGGGAAUAAACUGAGCGCCGUCAAAGGCGCAGUGGGUGGAGAUGGCGGUGAUGAUGGUGACGACAAGGAGAAGGCUGAGGAGGAGGAGAGGGAGCGUCAGGAGGCCAUCAGGGAGGCCGAGGAACGACGCAAGGAGAAGCAUCGGAAGAUGGAGGAGGAGCGUGAGAAGAUGCGACAAGAAAUCAGAGAUAAGUAUAACAUAAAGAAGAAAGAGGAGCCUGUCGAAGUGGUGCAGGAGGAACCCAAUCCACUGAUGCGCAAGAAAAAGACACCUGAAGAACUGGCUGCAGAAGCUGAACAGGAAGAUCUCGAUGACUUUACAAAACUGAAAAACUCAAUAGAAACACAAGUGAGUGAGAUCAAGUCGCAAAUAGAGAGCAAAUGCGUUAUGCAGUGAUAUGCUGGUCGUCAGUAACAGAUAAAAAUGGAUUUGUGAUUUUCAAAAAAAACGACGGUGAAUGGGCUUAGAAAUCCACAAAUACGAUAGUGCAGUGAGAAAUGGUUGCAAAGAACAAGAAAAAAGAAAUGAUGAAAAAUGGAUAAAUUUUAGAAUCCACGUAGGGAAGUAAUAAAAAAAGAACCCACAAGAAAAAUCCUUAUGUAAGAAAAAUUGAAAAAAAAAUGUAGAUAAAAAUUCAUCCCCCAAAAGAGAUAGCGCAGAUGUUUUGGCAACAACCCGCACCGAGAUGAUAUGGCAAGCUGAUGACGAGACAAAAAAUAAAUAAAUGCGAAAAAAAAUGUAGAAUGAAGGAAUAAUAGAAAAUAUGUAAAAGCAAAAGCACUGUAGAAAUAUAAAUAACAAGAGAGAAAUUUAUUUUUCCUUAUGGCUGUUUAGCAGAAAAGAUUAAAUUAAAUGAUGAAAAAAAUGAAUAAGUAAACAUUAGUAUUAAAGCCAAAUCAGAAGAGGAUUCACUUUAAAGUCAAAUAUAGAUUCGAUUUGGUUUAAUUUUCUUGAAAAAAAAUUAGUUUGCCUACCCAUCAUACAAUUUGAAGAAGAAAAAAAUAAUUUAUUAAAUAUAAGAUUUUAUUUUCUUUUCAACCAUAGCGUGGUAAAACUUCUUAAAGCUAAUAAAAAACAGCAGAGAAAAUUUUAGAGAAUUAUAUUGCUAGAAAAAAAACGUGUAGAGAAUGAAAUUUUGAGCCACAAGAAAGCAGAUGAAACCAAAUUCGAUUUUGAGAUUUAUAGGUUCAAAUCGUUCUUAUUGGGUAUAACUGAAACAAGAGGUAAAAAAAAUGAGAUUGAGUAGAAAAAUAUCUGCUUUACAAGCGUAUGUGAUACAUUCGAAUUCAAUAUUUGAUAAAUGAUAUAAGAUGAAAAAGAAAAAAAAUAAUUCUAGAAAUAUAAGGCAAACACAACAUAGAACUGACAUCUGGCGGGAAAAGUUCCUCACGCACCUGAUGUAAAUCCGUGCGAUAGCCUCACGUGCCUCUGUGAUGACUUAUCCCGCCAGGGAAAAACCCAAAAAAAAAUUGAGCACUGAGCAAGAAAUUUAGUAGCUUACAGUCUCUACAACACUCCACACAAAAACACUAAGAAAAACAAAAAUUCUUUGUCAGCUAGACAGGAAAGGUAAAUGGCGAAAUUUCUAGGAAGUUUUCUCUCUUACAGCUAAAUAGUUCUGCAAUAGUGAUAUCUUGUAGAAAUUUUAAUUCAGUAUACAGCCAUCUAACGUGAAUGUUUUCCCAUUUAAAUGGGUUUAAAGAGAUUGGUUUACAAGCAGAGAGGAUGAAAUUCCUUUUGUAUUUCAAUGUGUUUUUAUAUUGGCAUAUGACAGUCUAAAAUAUAUUUUCAAAUAUAUUUUUAUAACGAUUAAUCUAAAAAAAAUUAUAUACAUUUAAAUGAUACCAAGGGGUGUUUAUCUGAAUGAAAAUAUUCGGAUUAUUCAGAUAAUUCUUAGUCUUAAAUUGAUAGAAACUGAGGAGCAAAAGCCUAAAAAAAGUACUAAAUUCUAACAGAAAAAAUCAAAUUAAAUUUAGUACUUUUUUGAGCUCAAUUUAGUACUUUUUCCCAUUGUAUUCUGUAUACUUUUUCAGCUAGAAUUUAAUAUUUUCUUAGCUGGAAUUUAGUACUUUUUUAACUAUUGAAUUUAGUACUUUUUCGGCUUGAAUUUAUUUACUUCGACUAGAUUUUAGUAUUCUUUAAAAAUUCAAUCUUAAGAAGUAAAUUCAUUAUUCUAAAGUACUAAAUUCUAGUCAAAAAUGUAGUAAAAUCUGAGUGAAAAACUUCUGAAUUCAACCUGAAAAAGUACUAAAUUUAAAGCGAAUAAGUACUAAAUUUAAUCCCAAAGAGUACUAAAUUCAACCUGAAAAGUACUUAUAAACAGUAAAUUCAAACCGAAAAAGUAGUAAAUGCAAGCUGAAGAAGUACUAAAUUUUAGCUGAAAAUGAGAAUAUUCAGAUUUUUGGCAAUAUUGUGAUUAUUCGCUAAAAAUUGUCAAAAUAUUCGGCAGAUAAACACCCCUUGAAUAAUACUGCUUGUAACCUAAUACUAACGAAUACGUCUUAAAAUUAAAUUCAUUUUCUUUUAGGAGGUUUUAGAAAUGUUCAUCCAAAUUCCUCAAACGGUCUCCUCUACUAGUUUAUAUUACUUUUUAUUAUCUUUAACAUUUCUUUAAUGAAAAGAAAAAAAAGAAAACCCCUUUAAAUACACGAUGUUUGCUUAUGAAUGUGCUAUUGCGAUGUUUCCUACUGAAUCUGCUAAAAUGAAUAUAAAAGGGCCUCUAAUAAAUUCAAGGUAGGGGCUGAAAGAGCGCCCCACGAAAAAUGUCUCACUUAGAAUGUUUCAAUUGCUGUGUCUUAGAGAGACAUUUUUUAGUCGCUUAUUACUGUCUUGGCUGCAAUUUUUCAUGCAAUAAGGAAAUGAAGUUUAAAACAUCUAAAAGGAAAUAAACAGCUCGUAAAGUUCUGCAUGCUGCAGCUAAUGUAUAUGAUUACUAUAUACAUUUUAUGGGAAAAGCCCAUUGGUUGGCAAAUUUCUUGUAGCAAUUUUCUGCAUGCUCUUUGUCUUUUCGUCUCACUUGUCUAUCUCUUGAUGUCGUAAAAUUUCCAUAUGUAUAUUUAUUUUUUGAUGUUACAUAAAAUAGCAUUAAGGGACAACCAAUAAAACACCAACCGACUCUCCUUAAAUAAUAUUCAAUGCGACAAAAGUUGCUACAUGUAAGGAAAAAAAGGGACAAAAGGAGGAAAGUUCCACACACAGUCACAUUUUGAAUAAUGUCCAGCAAUUUAUUUUACAUACAUGGGUGUUACAACGGAAUAUUUUUACAAACAUCUAUCACCCUGUGCUGUUAUGAAUUAUCUCCACCACGAGUUAUGUAACAAUCAUUUGUCUGCAUUGGAAGGAAAAACUUUUGCCAAGAAAUAUUGUAAUAUAUUGUCUUGGCAUGAAAUCUCUUACAUGGGUUCCUCCGUAUAAACUGCCUCCAAAAAAGAAAUUUCAUUCCUCUUUCCGCAUUGAAAAUUAAUGGCGUGGAAAGAUUUUUUUUAUUACAUUUUCACCCUUUAAAAAGAAACUAAGAAAAGGAUUAAUUUGGAGAAAAAAAAUGUAAAAAGAAAAUUUAUUGGGAAAGAACAUCAACUAAUAACGGAAACAAACCAUUGAAAGCUUUUACUUUAAUGAGGGAAAAUAAUUUGUAAAGGAAAAAGUGAAAUAUUUACGAUACAUCCGUAGAAGAGUAAAGAAAAAAAAACGUAGCAAAAUCCCCGUAUUUGAAAAAAUGCAAAUCAACAAUAUUUACGUCAAUUACAGAGAGAGAGAGCAAAUUAAAAGAAAAAUCCAUCUAAUAUUUAUCGGAGAGAAAUUUAUUUACUAAACGAUGGAGGAAAAAAUAUAUAUACAUAUAUAUCACUAAAAAUGAGGAAUAUUUUAAAAUAAAAAAAGGGAAAAUAUCAGUAUGAGCAAAAUAUAGAAAAGAGAAAAUAAAUAUUUACAGCAUUUUCGUGUUAUUUUCCUAUAUUAAUUAACUUACUAUAUAAUAAAGUGAAAAAAAUACAUAAAUUCAUUAAUAUUCUAACAUAGAUUAUAUUAAAAUCUCUCUUAUACAUUUCUGUCAAUAAAAAAUAUCACUCACCCCGUUGAAACUUAUGGCAUUGCCAUUGGGAUGAUUUUUUCUUUCAAAUGAGAUGGUCUGUGCAAGGACUUCUUCUGGGACUUUCAUCCUUUAACAAAAAAACAAGAUAAUAAAAAUCAUCCCAUUCUCUUAGAUUCUUGUGUAUAGGAAAUCUCUCUCGCGCUUCUCAGUGUCUAAAAAAAAAGAAAAGUCUUUCGUGAUUAGCGAAAUGAAUCUUUAAAAAAAAAACAAUUUACACCGAGGCAUCAUCAAUAGAAUACUUUGCAUUACAAUGUAAUUAAAUUUUAAUUUAAUUAAUACAUUUUGUGUGGCUUUUUCUUUGUAAUAAUAAUUUGUUUAAUUUUUUUUGGAUAAUAUGGUAAUUUUACCUUGUAAAACAAAACACCUGAAGAACACUUGAAAAAAAAUGUUAAUGGAAAUGGAAUAAUUAUUCCAGCAAAUAUAAACAAUAAUGAAACAAUAAUUAAUUACCGCGUUCACUGUAGCUGAUGUAGAGGUAAUAAAAUUUAAAAAACAAAAAAAAAUAGCUGUGUUUCCGUAAUGUUUUUUGUCAAGAGGACGGGGCUCUUUUGAUGUUGGGGGUGGGAAUAAAAAAAAUAAUAAUCAAUGCAAGAGGUUCUCUCUGUGUGUGUGGAAAAAAAACGGUGGAAAAUGCAUGUUUAUUUUUUAAUUGGAAUGAAAUUUAAAUUGCUGGGAAUGAGGGUUAUUUAAUGAUUUUUUUUUCACUUGAAUAAAGUGUUCAAAUGAAAAAUUAAAAAAAAAAGUCCUUUGAAUUAGAAAUUUAAUUGGAAAAGCUUUUGAAUGUUAUAUAUUUGCAAUAAAAUUCAAAGGAAAAACUAUUCUUGGCAUUUCCCGUUAAAUCUAAAUACGAAUGAAAAGCGAAAGAUGUGCUUAUUGUGGGAAAUAAAGUCACGGCUGAUUGAUGAACGUAAAUCAAAUGCCAAGAAAUAAUGUAAAAGACAAUUCCUUCUUUGCAAGAAUACGAAGGAAAAGCGCAUCAUUCGAUAAAUUGUUAAAGCACACUCUAUCUAUCGAGCUAAUGAUUGGUGUUAAAUUCUCCUUUUUUAGAUUGUAAUACAUAUUGCAUUAUAUAAAUGUACUCUAAGUGUCGUUCUCUCUUCCUCCUUCUUCACCCUUCAAUCUCUCUGCAUCUUCCGGAUUCAUCUGUGCAUCGACUUUGCUUCUCGAUGUGUCUUCUGCAAAAUUGAUUGCAUCUCCGUGCUUUUUUUUCUCUCCACUUUCCUUCUUCUCUCAUCCACCUCUUUUUGCCUUUUUACCCUCCCCCGCAAAAUGUCUUAAAUGUUAAUCUCUGUGAAAUAUUCAAUAAUACAUACACGAAGGGAGUACAUUGGGAUUCACUCAGUGUCUCUUCUUCGGAAAAUUGCAUUAAAGUUUUAAAGGGAAAUAUGAUUGAGAAAAAAAACGAGUCGAUAAGCUAUCUGUGCUAUAUAUGGCUAACUUGCACAAUAUUCUUCCACACACAUUUCAUUCACAAUUUUUCUCUCUUCUUCCACCAAUAUGAAUCUAUUUAUCUAUCAUUUUUACUAAUAUCUAUGUAUAAAAACACAUUUUAUAUUGGAAAAGAAAUUUCUUAAAAAUGAAAUUUUAUAAAUUGGACCAAGAGAAUCUUAUUUCAGUUAAAAAAAAAAUAAAGAAAAAAAUAAAGAAAAAAAUAAAGAAAAAUGGUUUCAACUAAAUACAUAAUAUUAGAACAAAUUGAUAAACUUUCGAAAGUUUAAUUUAAUCUUAAUUUAAAAGAAAAUGAAAGCAUAACUGAAUGAGAAAAAUAACAGAUUGUUAUUUCUAAGGAAUCUUUAAUUCAGGAUACUCAAUAUUUUUUCAAAAAAUAAUUUUUAAUUCUUGAAAGAAAAGAACAAAAAUGGUCUAAUUUAUUAAAAUCUCAUUAACCUAAUCAACGAAUUUGGAAUUUGGGUGGAACAAAAUUAAUAUUUUAUCAAUGUAAAAUCUCAACUAAUACAAUCUCGACGCUGCAAAAAAAACAUUUUCUAACUUUAUCCACAAGACAAGCAAAGCUAAAAAAAAAAAGAAAUAGGAGGGAAAUGAAAUACACUCAUUUAUUGCGAUAAUUUUUGGAGAAUAUACUUGAAAGAAUCCACUGCCUUAUAAGAAAAAAAAUUAGAGACAUGAUGAAAUGUGUAUGUAAUAAUUAAAUCUUAAAAAUUUCAAGCAUGAAGUCACCCACAGUUUUUACGCGUUUACGUGUGAAUUGGUAAAAAAAAAAGUUAAUUUUUCUCAAAUGUGAAUUUUAGGUAAAUUUGUAAGAGACAUAAAAAAAAGAAAAUGUGAAGAUUGACAUUGAAUUAGUGACUCGGUUUCAAAAUUAAAUGAGAAAAAAAACCUCCUGAGGAAAAAAAAAGUGUUACAAAAGUGCAGGAGAUUUAAAUAAAUCAUUUUAAUAAAAAAAAAAAGUAAAAGAAUUGGAGGAUUGAAGGAAAAACCAACGAUGCGUGUUGAAUGGAAAAAAAAUUGACGAAAAUUGGCAUAAUACGAGAAAGUAGUAAUCUACUAUACCUAUAUACAUAUAAUAUAAUGAAAUCUGGUUGUUCUAAAACGCAUCGUAUAUCAAGUGGUGACGAAUUAGCUAUUUAUUGGUAAAAAAAAACAAGCAAAUUAAUCCUCCAAAUAAGUGUGUCAAAAAAGAAGUAAUUUAUUUGUUCCCUUAUAGAAACUCCAAAACGAAUAAAUUUACAAUGUCUUUGAAUAUGAGAUUUUCCGCGGAGAUUUUGGCAAUAUAUUCUUGCACACCGAAAAAGACGUACAUUUUAAACACUCCCAGAACAAAAACUCGUGUUCAAAAACAAACAACACACACAAAAUAUUUAAAAAAUAACAAAAAAGAAAGCACUUUUUGAACGAGCCUUUGUGUAUGUGUUUUAAUUGUGAAUGGAAAAGCAAUCUAUAUAAGAUGAACGUUUGUGUAGAGAACUCAAACAUAUUAAUGAUGAAUAAAUCACUAUGUAUAGACACCUCAAAAAAAAUGUUGACAAGAUGAAAAAAAAAAGAACAACUUAAAGUUUAUCAACACAUGAAGCACCUUUGAAUCGACAAUUCAUUACUACAUGCUUGGGAAAGAAAAGAAGAAUAAGAAGGUUAAAAUCUGCAGACUCACCUCGAGAAUAAUGCUGAAGAAAAUAGAGAAUUGCAGAAGAAGCAGGAAAAAAAUAUUCCAAUUAAAAUAGCGCAGAAAAAUACAGUGAUGCUCCGUCAGAAGAAUUCUUUUUUGUUAAUAAGAAAAAAAUAAUACCUAGGUCGAAUCAUAUUCAGCAUAAAGUAUUGAUUUCUAACAGAAAAAUAUGUUUAAGGGGGGUCUCUUUUGAGAGCUAUUGAAAUUAAUUCUUUUUAUUUGUGGUGGAAAUGGCGUAGAUAGAUGACAGAAGGGAAUCCGGUGAGCGCCAAGUUUUUCUCUCAUGGGAAAGAAAAGAAGAUUUUCUUGCCCUAUUUUAUUUUUCUUGGGGUUUUUCUUAAGCUUGGUUUUCCGGUGUUGGCCACAUUUAAAGACUUAUUAUUGAAGAGUAAGAAAAUCACUUUCCGCCAUUUUGUGAUUUUCCUCAAAACACAAAGGUAGGUUUUUAUCAGGAUCUACUGGAUGGAUUUUGAUGGGGUAAAAAGAAAAUGAAAGAGAAAUCAUUAUCGGAGAAUGUACCAGAAUAGAUUUUUGAAUUUCGACUUUGAAGCUGAGAAAAAUAAAUAAGAAUACUUGUCUACUUUUCUCAGGCUCUGAGUCGAAAUUCCAUAAUCUGCUCUGGUACAUUGUUCAUUGAUGCUUCCUCUUUCAUUUGCUUUUUAUUCCAACAAAAUCCAUUCAUUAGAUCCUGAGAAAACCUACCUUUGUGUUUUUGGACAGUUCUUUGGAAAAGUCGGAAAAUCACAAGAUGGCCUCACACCUAAGAUGGCGAAAAGUGAUUUUCUUACACUUCAAUAAUUAGGCUACAAAUGUAACCAACAUCGGAAAACCAAGCUUAAGAAGAAAAACCCCAAAAAUUACAGCAUUAAAAAUGGGUAAAUUAUAACAAUUCUCUCAAGAGACCCGCCUUAAGGAAAAGAAAAGUAUUUUUGCCUUCUCUAAAAUUAUACAUAGCACGCUAUGUAUGCUAUGUAUAAUUUCAAAGGGGUUGCACAACAUAAAAUACAUGUGAAAAGCUUAUAAUCACCAUGGAGAAAAUGUUUUUGUGUGCAUAUUUUGCACAGAUUAGAACGAUAGAAAAGCUCUCUUGGUGAAUGUGUGUGCGCUAUCAAGAAUAAAAUGAGAAGUUUCUUCUGCAAAUUCCCCAUAACAACCAUCCCUGAAGAAUGAACGAGUAAAGCAUAAAAGAUAUCAUCACAUUUAAUACCCUGUCCCCCUCACCUCUCCCCACCCCCCUUAUUUCCACGUGAAUAAAAUUGGAAAGAGAUCUUACACUACCUCAAGUAGAGAUGGAUUGACAAAAUGAGUGAACCAUUUAUUUUCACUAUUAAUAGAUAUCUCUCUAUGUAUCCAAGAAAAAAAAAAACAAAACAAUGAAAAUCAACAUUUUUUCAACUAAAAAAUGUUGAUUAUUUAAUGUUCAUUCUUGUGUUUCCAUCGUUGUGAAAAUGAUAGGUUGUUAAAGAAAAAAAAUAGUAAGAAAAAUAAAAACCAAGUCGCAAUGUGAAGAUUUAAACACACAAAUCACGAGACAACGACACUAGUACAUUUAGAAAAAUGAAAUAAAGAAAAAAAGUGAAUAAAUGCAAAUUUUUAAAAUAUUUAAAUGGAGAUAAAUGUGAAAAAUUUUUCAAAAGAAAAAUGAAAAAACUGUGAAAUUUUUUGCUUUCUAUAAAGAAACAUUUUCCACUGGGUUCUUUUGUAUGUUUAACUAAAAUUGGGAUAUACCAGAGAUGUGAAAGUGAAAAGGUAAAAAUCUUUGACCUCUUUGACAAUGAUAUAAACCCCUCAGCAUUUUUUUUUUCAUUGUAGUGUAUACAAUAAAAUGAGAAGAAAUAAUUUGUGAAAAAGUUUUGGUGGAAUUUUUGGGAUUAAAUUUCGGGUAAAGCAGAUUCCAAUUUCCAUCAACACCUAUAACUGAUCUUGAGGGCAUCAAUUUGACUCGUAACGUGUAUACCGCAGUGGGUAUACGUAGACUUGACAACACAAAGAGAAUCCACAGAGAACGCUUCGUCCUGCAACCUGCAAACAAAAUUUUACCAAGCUUUCACAAAUUAUUUUCGAAUGAAGAAACUAAAAUGAGAUUGUGUACACAGAACCUCAAUUUCUUCACGCAAAAAGAAAUUGAAAAAAAAUUCGCAAGAAGAAAAAAAGUUGCAUAGAAUUAAUGAGAAAAAAAUACCCUUAAAAGCUAGUAUUUGAUGAGAUGAAAGUAUAUACACCCUUACAAUAUUAUAAUGAAGUAAAUGAUGAAAAAAAAUGAUUGUUGAAUUAUAUAUUCAAAAAAAAGUGAAGUAAAAAAGCUACUUAUCGUUCAGUUGAUUAUAUGCCAAUUAAUUGUUGAAUCCUCAGUGGGUCACAAUUCUUUGGAUGCCUGAGUUAGAAAAGUUGAUCCAUAGAGAGGGAAAUAUCUUCGGGAUGGGCGAAUUAUAUUUCACCCUUAAAAUUUCCCGAAAGAAAAUUCAUGAAAAAGUUAAAAAAAAAUCUCUCUGUGGUAUCAACCCAAAAAAAACGUGUUAGACAAAAAAGGUUUUCGUUGAAGUUUUGUUUGAGAAAAAAACUGAUAAGAAAAAUUGCUAAAGAAAAAAUUUAGAAAAAAAAAUUGAAGCGUAGUUUUAGCUAUUUAGAGAUGAAAUAUUAGGUCUAUUUAUAUAUAGGCCGACUGAAAAAAAAUUGUUAAAUAAUUAUAUUUAAAAAUGAUGAAAAAAUGAGAAAUGAUGAAUAUAAAAUUUUCUUUAUUUUCCCUUCAUUUCUCCUAAAGUAAACUAAUUCAUUUUGAAGAAUUAUUUUUUAUUAGUUCUUUUUGGUUAAUUUUUUGCAUUUUUUUCUUUGCAAUUUAUUUCGGUAAUUUCUUUUUAAACUUUAACAUGUAGAAAACCACACGCAAUUAAUUUUCUUGCAAUUUCUAAUAGAAGAAAUUAAAUUCUAUUGUAUAAAAGAAAAAUAUUACUUAAAAAAAAUGAAAAGAAUAGUAAUUUGAGAUUUGAAAAAAAAAUGAGGAAAAAGUGAAGAAAAUAUGCCGAAGAAGGUGAAAAAAAAUUAUUAUGGCACACAUGUAAUUGUUGUUAUUAUUACAAAAGAGAAAAAAAAACUUAGAAGAUUCCACUGAGAGAGAUGAUAACAAAAAAAAAGUAAAAAAAUAUAUAUUAAAAAUGCAGUAUGUUAUAUUCGCUAAUGAUUACAUACAUUUUAAGAAGUGUAUACUGUUGAGAAAUAAUAAAAUAACAAUUGAAAAAUUACAAAAAAAA